Messenger RNA from Branchiostoma belcheri (Belcher's lancelet), 2479 nucleotides. RefSeq lists its product as uncharacterized. The record is from RefSeq and is a predicted model, not a curated record. The transcript has 3 exons. The coding region runs from base 64 to 2067 and encodes 667 amino acids. NCBI's taxonomy places the organism in Eukaryota, Metazoa, Chordata, Leptocardii, Amphioxiformes, Branchiostomatidae.
GACUGAGUCUGUCUCGGUGUUUCUACUUCAAGUUCAAACAUAGCAGUCGAAAGAACCGCAAGUAUGGCUCAGCAGACGAAAAUCUUCAAGUUCCUUCUGCCGAUGUCAAGUAACACACCGAUACAACGCCAAAGUUCGUCUAGGCAGGCCUCCGACGUCCCCAAACCGUCGCCGUCCCCAUCGACUUCCAACCGCCGGGCAGGGUCGAGACCGCCCCCGAAACCUGGCAAGCCGAAAGGUCUGGGCAGCCCGAAACCACGUCGUAAACGGAAAAGUGAGAGUCCGUGUGAAAGUGGCGACGGUUCGCAGGUGAAGACAAGAAAGAAAGGAAACAAAGAAAAUGAACCAUCAGCCUCAACCCAGGUGCAUAAGGAACACCCAAACACUGGGGACAUCAUGUUUCGGCUGAAGGUUGCCCUGAAAGAGCUUCAUGGAGAUUUUGAGAUACGAGCACCCGGAAAUCAGCCCAUCAAAGAUGCUCUUCAGGCUGACACAAGGCUCAAGAAAAUCAACAAGAAGCUGCAUAAGAUUUACCUCCAACCAUAUGGUGAGACCCCCCCAAUUAAUGGGGAACCCAACAUUAGGAGCCCCUGCCGUGUGAUAGAGGGGGGGAGGUUUGAGGCAAAGUUACGGGGAAAAGGUAAAAUCCCUAAAAAUACUAACAAGUAUACUGAUGAUCAGCUGAGGUGCAGUGAAAGGUAUAAGAUAUACCUUGAUGUUAAGAAUAGGCCUAGCAUGAAUGCCAAGUUUCUUACUAAGGAAAAUCCUAAGGCUUUCCCCUUUGACAUUUUGGUUGAUUGCCUUCCAGAUGAUACAUUUCUGACAGCUCUUUACAGAGAUGCAAGGAUUGACAAUAACAAACUCAAGAAUGCCAAACUCAUGUGCAAAGAUAGUAUUGAGGAGGUAAACAUUAAACUCACAAGUAUGUGUUCUGAUUAUGAUGGCAAGACCUUCACCUGUAAAGUCGCUAAAGACUCACAAGUUAGUGAUCAGGAAUGGAACCAGACAGUGGCCAGCAGUCCUGAUGUAGCUCUGUCAGAUACUGAUGAGAGUUAUGGGACCCCAGAUUCACAGGGUUCUGGGGCAGAAAUAGAUACGUCGCAGGCAUCAGAUAGUUGGAAGUUGGAUCCUCAGGUAGUCAAAGGGGCCAAGGAAAUGAAACGUAAAAGCCAGAAACAAGUUGCUAAACUCUUGUCAUCAAUAUCAAAGCAUGAAGUACAGUUUGAUAGGGAAGAGGCAAAACCAGAUGAAGAAAAGAGAAGGAAGCAAAGAUUAAACAAAAUUUGCCAACCUUUGAGACAGGAUUAUAACGAUGCUAACCAAGGUACAGAGGUCGAAUUUCUGGAAAAGCUUUGUAAGUUAGCUUGCUCCGCCGGGAUUCUUGUUAAGAACAAUGAUAGAAUUUUGGGGACUUGUUUUAGAAUGGGAUCCAGAUAUGUUUUAACAAACAAGCAUGUGACAGAAAUUGCAGAUCGGAGUGAUAUCUGUGCGUAUUUCAACUACAAAAGGCCCUUUAGGGGAGGUCAGGAUGUUGGAUUUAAAGUUGCACGUACUGUGCACAUCAGCAGUCCUCAGGGAGAAGACAUAGAUGAGUUGGAUUACAGUUUGUUGGAGCUGGAGGUUCUGCCUGAUCAGUCUGACAAGCUGCCACCUGGUCUGGGGCAUAAGAUAGAGAGAGCUGUCAAGAAAGGAACAGUUACAAUCAUUGGGCACCCAGGUGGUAGGCCAAAAAAAGUAGACACUAGCUGUCCUGUUUUGGUUACAAAUGACACAUUCGCAGUCUGUCUUAAGUAUGGAGAUGCAAUGCUGAACAACCCAAAAAGAUGUAAUUACAAGUCCUCGUUUGAUUAUGGUUCCUCUGGGUCACCGGGGUUUGAUGAUGAUGCAAACUUGGUGGUUAUGCACGCGUGUGGGUACUAUCUGCAUGACACCUCUAAAGUUGAGGUGGCACAAGGAGUCAGAAUGACAGCCAUACGAGAUGACCUCAAACAACAUCUCUCAGCAGAUGUAUGGGAUGAUUUGUUCCUCCCUCCAACACAGGAUAUGGAAGUUGGUGAAGGAAAUUGAUGAUUUGAAAGUGCAAAAAGUCCAAGAUACAAGUUAAACUUGGUUUUCAGGACAUUUUUAUAUUCCACCUCAAUUUAGACAUACAUGUUUGGUGUAUAGGGCAGUGCCAAUCUCUGUUUCCCAUGGGCCACACAGACCACUACAACAGGGGGCUUGUCCAGUGGCGUCCAACAUCCUGUCAUCCAUACAUUUUGUCUUUCUCGUAGAACACGGAGAGUGUGUCUUUUAACUCCAUGCUGAGAGCAGAUAGAAGUGUAUCACUAGGAAUUCGAAGGCAAUCAAACCAAAAAAAAAGGUCUUGCUGUGACCUCAGAUAAAACAAGUGCCUUUUUAUUAAUUAAAACAAAGUACCUUUUGGAACAGAAGGAAUCUUUUUCUUUAGGUUUUACUAAAAAAAACUGCAGUACAAAAA